Molecule: messenger RNA, 2162 nt
Organism: Camponotus floridanus (Florida carpenter ant)
Lineage: Eukaryota; Metazoa; Arthropoda; Insecta; Hymenoptera; Formicidae
Product: A disintegrin and metalloproteinase with thrombospondin motifs 1
Exons: 13
Coding region: 229-1950 (573 amino acids)
Biological process (GO): proteolysis
Molecular function (GO): metalloendopeptidase activity
Source: RefSeq, a predicted model, not a curated record
UUGGCCGGUUAAUUUAUAUAUUGAAACACGAAAUAGAUCCCUUUUGAGUACUUGAGCUACGGACUCUCUUGCAAAAGGUCGGGUAAGCCACAGAUAUUCGCAAAUAUCCGAGGUACCGCGCGCUUGCACGCGAGAGAAAUCGCAGUUUGCAGAUCCUUUUAGUUUGAAGUGCAUCAUCGAUUACAUAUUCUGGGAAAUUUCUAAAAAUCACAUUCUUACUAAUAGAAAAUGCUUCUCGCGAUAUUUCUGUUAUAUCUGAGCGGAGUACCGUUCAUACAAUGCAAGCAGCUUCACGAAUAUAUGACGCCGGGUGAAGUGAUGUCUGUUUUUCACACUUUGCCUCAUCUUGUACCUAAGUACGAAGUAGUUCCCGUAUUACGUCGUUUGAAAAAGAAAUUGGGAGCGAAACACGAAGAUAAUACAUCCGAGAUAGAGUUGAAAGCAUUCAACGAAAGCGUUAGAUUGUACUUGAAUCCAACAGAAGGUAUUCUUGCCACCGAGGAUACACCUGUAUGGACUGUCACGUCUGAUUCGGAGGCACCCGAAGGAUUACUGUACAAGCAAGUACCCUCGGCUAUGAAAUAUAUGGGGAUACCACUUCAAGAUGUAUAUACCUCAAGCGCAGUUGUAUUGACACCCACUCCAGAUGGUCAAGUACAUUUGGAUGGAGUGUUGAACAAUUCACUCGUCAUAAAAUCUCUGCCGCCUCGAAUCCUGAAAGAAGUCGCCUAUGGAGGACAUAAUCUCUACGAGCCGCAUCAUAUGAAGAAUAUAACAAACGAUGACGGAUUCGCUCAUACGCAUCAUCAUGUGGUGUACAAAAUGUCUCCGUCGAAUCAAUACAAUGAUUUCAAGAUUACAGAUCCUAAAAAUCAUAGAGCGAAACGUAACGCUCCAGACGUCAUUUAUCCUGAAUUCAUAAUAGUGAUUGAUUACAGACUAUACAAUUUACUUGGUGGAAGUAUCGAGAAGGCUUUAAGAUAUUUGCUCUCAUUUUGGAAUGGAGUCGAUUUAAGAUAUCGUUUAUUAACAACGCCUAAAAUUCGACUUCAUAUUGCAGCAAUAAUUAUAGCCUUGGAUAAUGACGCAACUCCAUAUCUGGAAAAAAGUCAUUUCGAAGAAUCAUCCGUAGAUGCGGAUCUCGCUCUACGCGCCAUGGCAGAUUAUUUUUAUCGCGAAGACAGAUUCCCUACAGAUUUUUAUGACAUUGCGAUUACUUUGACGACAUUGGAUUUAUGCAAUAUGAUUACCGACGACUUCUGCGAUACGUCAACUUUGGGAUACGCGUACGUAGCUGGUGCAUGUGACAGAAACGCAACAAAACACUCAUCUGAAGCUGUAGGCAUUGUGGAAGACAAAGGUGGAUUUGAUGGCAUAAUCCCUACAGCUCACGAAAUUGGUCAUUUAAUAGGAGCACGUCACGAUGGUAAUCCUAAAGGCGCUGCAGAUUGUCCGCCUUUCGACGGCUUUAUCAUGACUAGUGGGCUUAUGUUGCACGAGAAUGGCUUCGAAUGGUCUUCGUGUAGCAUAAACGCAUUCCACGAUUUUAUCAACGAGGAUAGAGCCAAGUGUCUUUACAAUGAGCCUAUCUUGGGUAAACAGGUGCCGCGUACUUUGCCCGGGAAACUGAUGAGUUUAGAUGAACAAUGCAAGAGGGUUUUCGGAACAUUGGCAUGCAAUAAAGAUGCUACAGUUUGCACUCGCUUGGAAUGUGAAUUUCCUGGAUUUGAAGGCAGCGGCUUUUGCAAGGCAGUGGCUCCAGCAGCGGAAGGAUCUCCAUGCGGAGACGGUUUGUUCUGCUUAAAUGGCAAGUGUGUACUGGAAGGAAUGGUUAAGGAUCCAAAGAAGAAGUAUAUACCGAAAUUCAUUGUUCAAAAGAUCAAGGAAAUUCCAUGGAUUUCAAAUUUGCUGAAAAGAUUGAAGAAGAGACUGAAUAUUUUCAAAAAUUAAAUGUACAUGUUGUUAAGGACACUAUAUAUACUGAUAUAUUAUCACACUCCACAUUGCUGCUGUUUUAAUGAAGUGCCAUAUAAAAAAUACGAACAAAAAUUUAAUGUUCAAGAAUGUUACUAUAUUCUAUUCUGAUUGAAACUGUAUAUAAUAGUCUAUGCUUGUAAAUACAUAAGGAAUUAUGUACGCACACAUACACAUAAUAUACAUAA